Molecule: messenger RNA, 1269 nt
Organism: Capsella rubella
Lineage: Eukaryota; Viridiplantae; Streptophyta; Magnoliopsida; Brassicales; Brassicaceae
Product: putative FBD-associated F-box protein At5g50270
Exons: 4
Coding region: 1-1269 (422 amino acids)
Molecular function (GO): protein binding
Source: RefSeq, a predicted model, not a curated record
AUGGAUAAGAUAAGUCAAUUACCUGAUGACCUUCUCCUGAGAAUAUUAUCGCUACUGCCUACUUCUAAAGAUGUUGUGGACACAAUGGUUUUGUCGAAACGAUGGAAGUUUCUUUGGAUGUUUGUGCCGAGGCUUUUGUACGAUGAUAGCCAUCAGGAUACUGAUUAUGCAAGAUUUUCGCGGUUUGUAGAUAGGUCUUUGAGCGUGCAUAAGGCUCCAGUUCUAGAAACUUUGCAUUUCAAACUUGGUAAAAUCUGUGGUGCUGGAGAUGUUCAUAUAUGGAUUAGAGCUGCGGAUAAAUUCUCUGUGCGUGAGCUGAUUAUCGAAAUCGACAGUUCUUCCAGUGCAUCACCAGCCAUUCUUCCAAGGAGUUUGUACACAGAGAGCAGCAUGCUUGUUACAUUGAAACUAAAUAAUGCGAUUCUUUUGGAUGUUUCUUCCUCAGUUUCGUUCCCAUACCUCAUAAAUUUGAGCCUUUUAUCCGUGAAGUAUCCAGGCAACGAGUUUGUCAACAGUCUUUUAUCAAAUUGUCAUGUUCUUGAAGAUUUGGUUGUGGAACAAUGUCCAGAUGACAAUGUGACCAUUUUCACCGUUAACGUUCCUUCUCUCAAGUAUUUAGAUUUGCAUACAUCAGAUGACAGAGUCGUAGAUUUUGCUCAUGGGUUUUUGAUAGAUGCUCCUAAUCUGGAGUGGUUUGAUAUACGUGAUGUUACGGGUGGGUUUUGUGUCAUUGAGAAUAAUAUGCCUAAUGUUUCAGAGGCAUAUAUUGACGUCACUUAUACUCUUCCUCGGGAGAUUCUGAGUUGUAUUACUUCAGUCCAAUAUCUCGACUUAUGUUUACUAACAUCACAUGAUGCUUAUCCUGUUGGUAGUAUCUUCUGCUGUCUUGUACGUUUAACGAUAUGCACAUGUGAGACAGAAUGGUUGAAUCUACUCAUGCGCGUGCUUAAAGAUUCACCUAAAUUAAAAUCUCUCAAACUUGAACAGCACCAUAUACGUCGAGCUAACCAACUACCCAUAUACUGGAGUGAACCAAGUUCUGUUCCUGAAUGUGUGUCCGGGAAUCUUGAAACUCUCGAAUGGUUAGAUUAUGAAGGAAGGGAAGAAGAGAAACAAGUGGUGGCAUAUAUCUUAAGAUUCGGAAGCUGUUUGAAGAAGGUUACUAUAAAACCUGAAUCCACCAGCUACGACCGCGACAAACUUGUAAUGAUCAAAGAGUUGUCGUUUUUGCCUAGAAGUUCUCCUGCUUGUCGGCUUUCGUUUGACUGA